This is a messenger RNA of Clunio marinus, 1626 nucleotides long. The record is from the annotation of a GenBank genome assembly. Lineage: Eukaryota; Metazoa; Arthropoda; Insecta; Diptera; Chironomidae.
AAGAAAGUUUUGAUAAUCGGUAAUGAGUUGAUAACAAGAACUGAGAGAAAAUGUUUUAAAACUGAUUUUUGCUUCAACAUAAUGUUCCAUCGCUUGUCAACUAUUGGUGGAAUACUUCCAAUGAAAAUCACAUCAAGCGUUGAAGUCAAUGAGACAAUUGCCAAUUAUAAAACUUUAAACGUUCAAAUAGAAGCAAACAAAGAAACAGCUCUUGAACAGAGAUUAGCAGAUAUAGAAAGAAGAUUGUCAUCAGUUGAGCAACCGGUUUGGAAAAUUGAAAAGUCGGCAGAUAUGAAGGCAUGGGACCAUUGCACAGAAACAGGCUUUUGUAGAUGUAUUCCUGCUCUUAAACAAAUUACUUGUUGGCGUUUGAAUCUUCGAAGCAUUCCAGCAACGCAAUCCAUUCCAAAUGACAUAAGUCACAUUGACCUUUCAUCGAACCACUUGUCAACCCUUCACAAAGAUUCAUUUCGGGGUCUAACGCAUCUUACAUUAUUGGAUCUUUCGAAAAACCAUUUAGAUUUCUUACCGAAUGAUUUAUUGUUAGACUUGGAUAGCUUAUCGAACUUACGUCUCCAAGAGAAUAAACUUGAAAGCUUAGACGCACAAUUGUUUCUCAAAUUAAGAAGCUUAAAGAUAUUAGACAUGAGCCAAAACCAAUUAUUGUUUGCAUUGCCAUACGAGCUAUUUCAAUCAAUUUAUCACAUUAGAGUGAUCAACCUCGCACACAAUAAAUUGAGAGAUUUACCGAAUCUACAAGAGCAAGUUGUGUUAGAGGAGCUUGAUAUAUCAAAGAACGAGUUACGUUCAAUUGGCAGCAGUCAUUUCAAACAAUUGAAAAAUCUAAGAACGCUUCGAUUGUCGGAGAAUUUUAUUGAUGAGAUUGCAACUGAUGCAUUCGAUAAUUUGAUGCAUCUGAAAUGUUUAUAUUUGAAGAAGAAUCUUAUAACUCAUAUAAAUGAAAGGCACUUUAGGAAUUUACGGAAUCUGAUUAUCUUGGAUUUAGCGGCAAAUAAAAUUCAAAAUAUUCAUUCCAACGCUUUUCACAGUCUCACGAAGGUUUUUGAAUUGCAUUUAAGUCAAAAUGUCUUAAGAGAAAUCCCUGAAAAGCUUUUUCUGAAGAUGGAACGUUUGAGAAAGCUCAUGUUGUUUAGCAAUGACUUUCGCUAUUUACAUUCGCAGAGCUUUGUGGGUUUGAGGCGAUUAGACUCAAAUAAACUUCAAUAUUUACCGAAAGAUUGUCUUGAUAAAAUCCCGAAGCUGCUGAAAAUUAAGCUGGAUAAGAAUCCAUGGCAUUGUGACUGUCACUCAAUAUACCUCGCUCGCUUUUUACGUGAACAUUACACAAAGUUAUGGAAUGGCAUUGCUGGAGGGCCCAUAUGUUUGGGACCAGGUGAACUUGGAGGAAAACAAGUUAGCAUUUUGAGAUUUGAUCAUCUUUGCUAUGGACAAUGGUACUCGAUGGUGAACUUAUCUCCAAGACUACCGAUCAAACAGCAAUCGUCCGAUGUUAUAGAAACAACAGAGUCAUUACGAGAUAAUGUUACGGAACAGAAGAACAGCGGAAAGACAUCAAAUAGACGAAAUCAUUUGGGGUUUGAAGUUUGCCACAUAAGGAAAUUGUGA